CAAUUAUUAUGAGUAGAGUCAUUAACUACAUUUCCUUCUCCAGUGCUUUGUUUGAAGGAAUAGAAAUAUGGCUUCUAAACGGAAACAUAGCGAUGGAAACGGUAAAAUGCAGGAAAUGCACACAAUCAUUAAAAAACAUACCUUGGAUUCCGAUGAAGAAGACAGCGAUGAUUACGAAAAGGACGAUGUAAGUGACGUAGAAGGUGAGGAAGACGGCAUUUCCAAUAUACAGGAUGAAGUGAAAAUUACACCAUUUAAUAUGAGAGAAGAGCUUCAAGAGGGUCAUUUCGACAAAGAAGGCCAUUUCCAUUGGAACAAAGAAACGGAAAUUAAAGACAGUUGGUUGGACAACAUUGAUUGGGUAAAGGUAAAAACGGAAAAAACUUACCUAAAUAGUGAAGACUCGAAUGAAUCUGGGACACUGCCGCCAGCUUUUAAUGAAAUGAAAGUGUACCAACAAUUAAUGUCUUAUAUGUGUGACAAUGAAAAAGUUAAUGAAACUUUAAGGCGGUUGGGUAGAGGUCGCAAGAAGUUGAGUUCCGUUGAACGUAUAAAGCAAAGAAAAUCGUGUACUGACGAAGCGGCGGAAAAAAUAACUCAAUUUACUGAAUUGGCGAAUGAAAUUUUGACUCGAACAGGCAAUAUGGAUAUAUAUCAAAUGUCUUACAGACAAAUCCAAGCUAAAAUCAUAGAUAUGCCAAGUUCUAGUAAACAAGAAGUCUAUAACAGCAGUUUUGACAUGUAUUCCGAAGAUUUCAGUCGGAAGGAAAAACAGAAAUUGGAAGACUCCAAGCGCAAUAGCGGUGAUGUCGAGAAACAAAGUAAAAUUGCCGAGAGAUUACUUUGGGAAUUCAAGUGGAAGCAAGAUGACACUGUAUUGCAUGGGCCUUAUGAUACGAAACAAAUGCUACAAUGGUCACAAGACGGCUAUUUUAAGAAAGGUGUUUAUGUACGAAAAAUAGGGAACUCCGCAAAUUUCUACAACAGCAAACGUAUUGAUUUUGAUGUAUAUUUAUAAAUCAAACAAGAAAAUCUUUUCCGAACAUGUCCGCAGAAAUUAACAGUGUUUAUAUAUAAACUUUUUUUUUGGUAGAAAAAACAGAAUUUUCCCCCUUUUUUGUAAUGUUCACAUUUAAU
Glossina fuscipes is the source of this 1137-nucleotide messenger RNA. It is a transcript of the gene holn1, whose product is annotated as CD2 antigen cytoplasmic tail-binding protein 2 homolog. The coding region runs from base 68 to 1018 and encodes 316 amino acids. Gene Ontology annotation, molecular function: protein binding. NCBI's taxonomy places the organism in Eukaryota, Metazoa, Arthropoda, Insecta, Diptera, Glossinidae. The transcript is spliced from 3 exons. The record is from RefSeq and is a predicted model, not a curated record. Gene Ontology annotation, cellular component: U5 snRNP.